This is a messenger RNA of Desarmillaria tabescens, 1938 nucleotides long. Its product is annotated as type I 3-dehydroquinase-domain-containing protein. The transcript is spliced from 2 exons. Gene Ontology annotation, cellular component: cytoplasm. The coding region runs from base 1 to 1938 and encodes 645 amino acids. Gene Ontology annotation, molecular function: 3-dehydroquinate dehydratase activity; shikimate 3-dehydrogenase (NADP+) activity. The record is from RefSeq and is a predicted model, not a curated record. Gene Ontology annotation, biological process: chorismate biosynthetic process; shikimate metabolic process. NCBI's taxonomy places the organism in Eukaryota, Fungi, Basidiomycota, Agaricomycetes, Agaricales, Physalacriaceae.
AUGCUCCAAAAAUUCAGGCAAACAGGACCUGUCAUACACGUUUUGCGCGAGAAGGAAGCUGUGCUCAGCUACCUCCGUCAAUCCACCCAUUUUCCUCCAUACAUUCACGAAACCUCGAGAGAGGCCUGGGACCGGAGGGAAAAGUACUUUCGCCAAUGUUGCUCUUUCGAGUUUGUCUCACUUACUGUCCCCAUCCCCCCGGCUCCCGAGGGACCGAAAGAGACGGUGACACCUGACCAGACUUUUGCGCUCAAACCUGUGGAAGAAGAGUUUUUCCGACUCUUGCGGUUUAUCCAUGGUGUGGAUUGUAAUAAGGUCCCUUUGACACCUCGUGGUCGCCGCUCAUACUUCCUCGCUCUCACAUAUGAAGACAUCAGGGAUGCGAUUAACGAUCUGGAGGAGAUCUCUUUGGGCAUAGACUUAUGGGAAGUCCGCGCCGACCUUCUUCUAUCGCAGGACCCUACCUUUAUUGCAUAUCAAAUUGCAACUCUCCGCCGACAUUCUCCACUUCCCAUUCUGUUCACACUCCGUACCCUCAAGCAGGGCGGCAAAUACCCUGACAUCGGUACGAAGGAUACCCCUCAAAAUCAUUUGAACAUUCUCUUCCAUGCGCUCACUCUUGGUGUCGAGUAUAUAGACUUGGAGAUGGUUCUCCCAGACUCUAUAUUUUCUCACAUUGUGGAGCAUAAGGGAAAUAGCAGUGUUCUUGUCUCGUAUCAAGAUUGGAAAGGCAGCCUCGUCUGGACUAGUCCGCAGACACGGCAACUGUACGAUAGAAUGGUUUCUAGGGGUGCGGAUAUCGUUAAAAUCGCGAGCACAGCGAAGGUCUUUGAGGACAACAUGAGUCUGAGGAAGUUUGCAGCCACCGUUGAGAGAAAUCCUAUCCCGUUACUCGCCGUCAACAUGGGGCCUGAAGGCAAGAUAUCCCGAGUACUCAAUACCGUCUUUUCUCCGAUGUCACAUCCUCUGCUUCCUCGAGCGGCGGCGCCUGGCCAAAUCUCAUUUAUAGACGCGCAAUCUCUUCUACAUCUGAUUGGACUGCUACCGCAGAAGAAGUACUACGUUUUUGGUUGUCCUAUUGCCCAUUCUAUGUCACCCACCAUACACAAUACCGCCUUUUCUACACUGGGGCUCCCGCACACGUACGAACUAAAAGAAACAACUUCGACGAAAGAACUCAAAGAGAUCAUGGACUCGACUAGCUUUGGCGGUGCAAGUGUAACCAUACCUUUCAAAGUCGAGAUUAUGCCUUACUUGCAACAUAUAUCGCGGCAUGCAAGGAUCAUCGGAGCCGUCAACACCAUCACACCCCUCGCACCCGGCGUCUUUAGUGGUGACAAUACAGACUGGCGAGCAAUUAAAAUAUGCCUCGUCCGCUCACUCACUCCCGCAAACGUUGUCACCUCAAGCACCACUGCCCUCGUCCUCGGCGCUGGCGGUACGUCUCGGGCAGCCCUCUACGCGCUCUACCAAAUAGGCGUUAUCAACAUCUUCAUCUACAACCGCACACGACCCCGAGCCGAGUUGCUCGCGGAAGAGUUCUGCAAGCUCGAUCCGCUGAUGAAGAUCAAGGUGCUGGAUAGGUUGGACGUUCCCCUCCCGAUCCACCCGUUACCGACGAUGAUCGUGUCUACGAUUCCGGCGACGUCCAUGAGAGAUACGGAGCUUAUUGAUGUGGGGCUUAGGGAGGAGCAUUUGAGUGAUCUUGGUGGGGUGGCGAUUGAGUUGGCAUAUGAGAGGAGGAUUACUAAGUUGCUAGCGCUGGCGCAGGAGAAGAGGGAUAAAGGGAUUGCAUGGGCAGUUGUGGAGGGUAUUGAGCUGCUCUUGGAGCAGGGCUAUGAACAAGUGAAAAUAUGGACUGGGAGACGGGCGCCGAGGACGAAGGUGAAACAGAAGGUGAUGGAGGAGUAUGAAAAGGGGAAACGUACUAUGUCGUGA